This is a messenger RNA of Saprolegnia parasitica CBS 223.65, 1409 nucleotides long. RefSeq lists its product as hypothetical. Bases 1 to 1317 code for a protein of 438 amino acids. NCBI's taxonomy places the organism in Eukaryota, Oomycota, Saprolegniomycetes, Saprolegniales, Saprolegniaceae. The transcript has 20 exons. The record is from RefSeq and is a predicted model, not a curated record.
AUGAUCCAGAGCCUCGAAGGCAUCGCCCAGUCGGACGCCAAGCUCGUGCGCGACAGCCUCGACCAAAGGCCCUCCAUGGGUGCGGUCUUUUCCAAAACGGUGUUCCUUCAUGAGCAAGGCAAGAAGGAGCUCGUGACCAACAACGCGGCCUUGGUGCUCGCGAUCGCCGACGUCGAAGCCAACCUUGCAACGCUUCAAGCAACGAUUCAAUCGUUGCGGCACAAGCCGACCGCCCGGCUCGCCCAGCGCCGACUUUCAACGUCGGCCGAAGUGUUCGAGACAGACGUCGACGUCGGACGUCUCAUCGAACAGUUUGAGCGGCUCCUUCGCCACACACUGCCAAAGUCCGCGCUGCACUCGAUCAAAGCCAAGCGCAUCCUCAUCGCGCUCGAAACGAUCGACGCGACCCGUCUCAAAUCCAUUGAAAUCACACUGGGCGACUACCUUCCGUUUCUAUUGCCACUGGCGCCGUCCACGAGCAAGAAGACGUCGUCGGCGCGGCACCCGGACGAGGACGAAGACGAGUCGUACUUCUCGCAGUACGAAGACAACACGGCCAAGAUCCGACGGCAUCUCGAAGCCGCCGUCGUGGCGACACCUGUGGCAACAGCCGACCAACCCUCGGAGACAUCGCCACGGACAACCGCGUCCAUGUCGGCGCUCUCCACCGCAGAGAGCUCGUCCCCGCCUCGCCUCGCCACGAGCAGCGCGGUCGAUGCCCUCGUCGUCAAAUUCACGUCACGCUUGCGCCGACACCGCCACAUGCCCGCUGCACGCCACCAUUCGCUUCUCGUUGCCUCAGCGGCGGUGACACUGCCCGUGGAUGACGCACCUGCACCCCAACUCGGCAAGCCAAGCAGCCAUGUGCGAAGUUGCAAGAUCAAAGAAUUUGCAGGCACCGAGACAGCGUCGUCACUACUGGACGCCCCCAAGCUCAUGACGCCUGACCAGCUCUUGCCCAUCAAUGAAAAGAGCACUCUCUUGCAGGACGAGUCGAAAGCCAAGUUCAGUCUGACGACCGCCGAUGCACCGAGUGCAACAACAGAGAGCGACACCCCGGGCGGCUCCAAGACCAAGGACCUCCUCGGCACCAAGAUAAUGGAUGCCAAGGCCCCCGUGGCCGCGUCGCGCCUUCGCCGAGCCUCCGUCUCUUUGGCUUCCAGCAGCAGUAGCACGAGUGGCAGUGCCAAGGCGCCGCGCGAUGCGUCUUUGGGGGAGCAAGCGAUUGCGAGGCGCACGGAAAUGAGUCGCAUGAACGACUUUGAGCGCAUUGCGCUGGCCGACACGCGGCUGAAAACGGACGGUAGCUUUUCGUAGUCGACGACGACGACUAUUUACUACACGGAUGAUGAUAAUGCAACCCUACCCACCGAACACAUCGCCGUGUGCAUGUGAGCAAGGGUAUCUCC